GUGUCUACCAAUUUUGUGGAGGAUUUUAGACAACAUGGCCGUCAGUGCAAGUGACGCCACCGUAGAAUUCCGUUCAGAGACAGGUUAUUGGCCGAAGUUAAGAAGAAUCAGUAUGUGUUGGGCCUACCAAGCCAGCAGGAUGGUGCUCACUAGGCGGCGUCGCUAUGACUGUCAAAAACCAGGGAUUACUAAACGAAGGGAUACAUUUUUCAAAAAGGGACACGUUCCGUACAAGUCCAAAGUGGAUUUUCGAGCCUCGGACCCUGGGGAGUGGUUACGUCUUCCACUGGAUCUUUACAAUCAAGUGACUACAAAGGGACCUGGUGGUACAAGGAUUGUUCCGGACAUUCACAACAGGCCUUCAGCAUCCUGUCCCCUCCGGCGAAGUAUUCUCAGUGGGCUGACUGUGUUCUCGACCGUCGGUGCAAAGAUGAUGCCAUCCGAUCGCUCACGAACAACAUUGUUGUAAUCCUCAUUUCUGAAGUGAAACGAGACCAGCUACCAUCGGUUUUCUCUCGAGGCAUUGUUCUGCUGUAGGGCGAGUGGUAAGAGCGACCAACUUGAAAUCCACGGCUUGCCUUUUUGCUUAGUUGUGACUUUUGUGACUUUUUGAAAAUUCAGACUCAGUGUUGUAGAGAUUCUACAAUUUCUAUAAUCCGUUGUCAUGGUAACUGCCAAAACUUAGAAACCUG
Molecule: messenger RNA, 692 nt
Organism: Lineus longissimus
Lineage: Eukaryota; Metazoa; Nemertea; Pilidiophora; Heteronemertea; Lineidae
Exons: 3
Coding region: 35-469 (144 amino acids)
Source: RefSeq, a predicted model, not a curated record